Molecule: messenger RNA, 2324 nt
Organism: Polyodon spathula (Mississippi paddlefish)
Lineage: Eukaryota; Metazoa; Chordata; Actinopteri; Acipenseriformes; Polyodontidae
Product: eukaryotic translation initiation factor 2-alpha kinase 1-like
Exons: 16
Coding region: 181-2172 (663 amino acids)
Biological process (GO): protein phosphorylation
Molecular function (GO): protein kinase activity; ATP binding
Source: RefSeq, a predicted model, not a curated record
GAGCCAGGCGGAGAAAAGGAAAACGUUCCUCCGCGCCUGCAGGGGUGCUAUUGGCAAGAAGGACUCCCACCGGCGUCUCUGUGUGCCUAAAAGAUAAAGUUAUCGCGUCCGCUGUCAUGUGUGCAGUACGGUACGCCUGCCCUGCAAGUUAACAGAAACUGAGGCGAGUUAUAUUUAGAAAUGUUUCAUGGAAGAGGCUCUGUCUCAGGAGAAGGUGGUGCGAGCGGUCUGUCGUUAAUCUACGGGACUCAACUGUCUGGCAGAAGAAAUGAUCACAAAUUGUGCUUGGAUUUCCCCGAAGAAGACGAUGUUCAGUUUGACACUUCAGACUCACCCGACGAGUGUGAAGUUGUGAUGGGCACCAAGAAAUACCCCUCGAUGGUGGAGCUCACUGCCGUGAUUCCGAACCAGCUCCUCUUGGGGUCUCUGCUGGAACACCUGUGCUGCGUCUAUGAGAAAGACCCACAGCGCUCACGAGUUCUGUUUAAAGUGAUAUGUCAGAAAAUGGCGGCCAUGAACCUGAUUUCUCCAUUUGUGUUCAGCGACGAGUUCAGUACCGUAAGGCUGCAGCACAACCAAGCUUUUGCCGAGCUACUCCAAGCAGCAAGCCGCACACUACAUCCACAGGAACUAAGACUUGCUGAGUCCAAUAUGCUCAGGAAUAAUGCCAGACUUAGCAAAGCACAGACAUCUCGAUACCUCAGUGAGUUUGAAGAGAUUGCCAAACUUGGGAAAGGAAGCUAUGGGAAAGUAUUCAAGGUAAAAAACAAGCUGGACGGUCAGUUUUAUGCAGUGAAGAAAGUUAUUAUCAGGAAAGCUACAAGGGACGGCUGUUUAAAGGUUCUCAGAGAAGUUAAAGUCCUGGCUGGUCUUCAGCAUCCUAAUAUUGUGGGGUAUCAUACAGCCUGGAUCGAGCAUGUGCAGCCACUGCUGGUAACAACCUCAUCGCCCUGUUUUCGUAAUUUGCCAGCACUGGAGAAGCCUUCAAUGCAAGAAGAUGUGGAAAGCAGCAGCAGCAGCACUUCUAUAGUCUUCGCCAACUCCAGCGCUGCAGCCGUCAAUAAAGAAGCACUGCCCAAACUAGACUGGCGAAAGGAGAGUUCACAGGGUACCUCAUCCUCUCAGAGAGUCGACAGGUCCCUAGAGGAGAAGCACGGUCUCCGGGGUUUAUCUGGACACUGUCGUAAAGGAGUGGUGGAGGACGUGGUUCCCUGUGCAUACAUUGGGUCCCCCAGGACUGAAGCAUUCGACGCAGACAAGAGCUCGGGUGGGUCUGUGCCCACAGACUGGAGAGACUGGAUCACUAACAGCUUCUGGACAGAGAGUGACAGUCAGCUCUGGAGCGAGCAGUGCCCACAGAAGGACAGGCGUGUACACAGAUACUCGGAGGUGCAGUUCCACCUCAUGCUGUACAUGCAGAUGCAGCUCUGUGAGAUCUCUCUGCAGGACUGGAUUUUAAACAGAAACACGGGGCCAAGAGAAAACUCAGCUGCUGCUGGUCCUUACUACCUUGUUGAUGCUGAACGCUCAAUAAGCAUCUUUCAGCAAAUACUGAAAGGUGUGGACUACAUUCACUCCAUGGGAGUCAUUCACAGAGACUUAAAGCCAAGAAACAUUUUCCUUCAUGGACCCGAUUGCCAUGUCCGAAUAGGUGAUUUUGGGCUGGCAUGCAGAGAUAUGAUCAUUGAAGAUAACGAACAGCUGUCUCCAACUACAGAGACCAGCGGUUUUGCACAUACCUUAGGAGUUGGAACGUGUAUUUAUGCUUCACCUGAACAACUUGAAGGAUCCUGUUACGACUCAAAGUCUGAUAUGUACAGCAUGGGCAUUGUGGCUCUGGAACUCUUCCUUCCUUUUGGAACGGUGAUGGAGAGGGUGAAGACCCUGACUGCACUGCGGGAGGGGAGGAUUCCCAGCUCCUUCACUCAGCAGUGGCCUGUUCUUUCUAAACACAUCAAGCUGCUGAUCAGCGAGGUGUCUUCCUGCAGACCGAGUGCAGCACAGCUGCUGCAGAGCGAACUCUUUCACAACACAGAAGAGGUUAUUCACAGUUUGAAAAGGACAGUGGAAGAACAGGGUGAAGAAAUUGUAAAACUGAAGGAACAAAUCAGCCUGCUUCAGAAAGGCCUUGGAGACGAGACUACUUCUCCGCUACGUGAAUCGAAUGUAUGAAACAAAAUUAAGACAGAACAAAGAGUGAAUUUGUAACUAUUCAAAAUCUGUUGUAAAUUUCAUAAAUAUAUUCAUUUUUGUAUGCUUGUACAGUAUUCCUAGUUGUAAACAGCUUCAAAUAAACAUACAUGGGUAUUCAAAACGUACUAUAA